UGAAAGCUGUGGACGUUAUCCGUGACGUCACCACGCGUUCCGAAUACGAAAUUCGCGCGCGAAUAUUUUCCUUUUAUUCUAUAAAAGUUAGUUUUAUUCUUCUAUCUGGCCAGUGAGUGUUUUGUUUAAAUUUGGAUUGUAAAAAAAAAUAGUUUUUGUGUGGUCAUAAUAUUUGAAAAAAUAAUAAGUGUGUAUAAAUAAUUUAUUUGUUGGUAAAGUAAAGUGUUAUUUGAUAAAUAAGGAGAGUUCUUCAGUUAUGGAUGCUUAAACUUCUUUCAAAAAAGAUCACCGAAAGAUGACCAACAAGGACGGCGUACAAAAUGUGACCUAGCAUGGUCUUUGACAUGAAUAACCUGACAUUCCUGGAGUCAGCGUUUCAAGAGUUUCAAUGUCAUCUGACCCAAGGCACAGGGUGUGGGGAGUCACACUCGGGGCUCGACUGCGCCACAGACGACACCUUCAUCAACUACACUUGUGAAUUAAACAUAGACAUACAAAAUGAAACCUCAUACUCUUGCACUACGUGUAAUACUACAAAUGCUAAUAGCAACCACACAAUGUGCAGCCCUUACCUCAAGCUAAACAUGGUGACCAUCAUCUUCGAAAGUGCUCUCAAGAACCUCUGGCUACGACUCCCCAAUUUCUUCUGUGACCUUGAUACCCUAUUUUGCUACACGGAAACAAGAAAUCGGACGUUGUACAUUGACGUUUUAAACGACACUCCAGUUUUAGGUGUAGUGGAAAGUUUUCAAUGUAGUUAUGACUUUAGGAAUGUGACCGAAAAAGUGGUGGAUAAAGUGGGUUAUGAUUGGAGUUUUCUAUUUGUGAUAGUAUUUAUAAUAGCCGGUGGUGUGGGUAAUAUAUUGGUGUGUUUAGCUGUGUGUCUAGAUAAGAGACUGCAAAACGUUACGAAUUAUUUUCUUCUGUCGCUGGCGAUCGCUGAUCUCUUGGUCAGUCUGUUCGUGAUGCCGAUGGGAGCGAUUCCUGGAUUCUUAGGUUAUUGGCCGCUGGGCGUGGUGUGGUGCAACGUGUACGUCACGUGCGACGUGCUGGCGUGCUCAGCCAGCAUCAUGCACAUGUGCUUCAUCAGUAUCGGCAGGUACCUAGGCAUCAGGAAUCCAUUGAAAAGUCGGCAUCAUUCCACCAAGAGAGUGGUCGUCAUCAAGAUCGCACUAGUCUGGCUGCUCAGUAUGUUCGUGUCAAGUUCUAUUACUGUUUUAGGUCUUAUAAACCGCACCAACAUAAUGCCGACCCCAGACCUCUGCGUUAUAAACAACCGCUUGUUCUGGAUCUUCGGCUCGUUGGUCGCCUUCUACAUUCCUAUGCUCACAAUGGUCGUCUCUUUUGCGCUGACUGUACAACUGCUGAAGAGGCAGGCUCGACUUGCUGCCACGCCUGUACCUGGAGGGACGCAGAGGAGACAAUGUGGUGGUUACGACAAUGGUCCAAGUCAAGGAAUGAGGCGCGUUGGAGUGAGGAGUUCACCAGACCUGUCUCCCAACAGGACGGUGACGAGGCAACUCACGUGGAGGAUCACUAGUGCUACUAGAUCACAACGCAACAAAGUGGGUAUGAGUGUCUCCCACCCUCAGCUAUCCUACAUGAACGGCUGUGGAGGAACAGGAUCAUCAGGUUCCAGAAGAGGUCGGGAUGUGGCCACUCAAACUCCACCCAGCAUAGCUGCUGAGACGAGAAGAGCCAGGCUAAGACCCUUGAAAUUAACACUAGCAGCGCCUAAUGCUUUGACUCUUAGAUUCCUAGCAAACCGCAAAAGGAGAUCAUUAUCAGCAAACGCAGUCGCGAAUGAGCAGAAAGCGACCAAAGUCUUAGGCCUCGUAUUCUUCACAUUUGUGCUCUGUUGGGCGCCAUUCUUCUUGCUCAAUAUACUGUUCGCUGCGUGCCCAGGGUGUGUAGUCCCAGAGCACGUGGUGGACAUCUGCCUGUGGCUGGGCUACGUGUCUUCCACCAUCAACCCCAUUAUCUACACAGUGUUCAACAGGACCUUCAGAGCUGCAUUCCUCAGGCUACUGAGGUGUCAUUGUACCAGACGCGGCCGCUGCACCCGCUACAGAUCAACGGGCUCCACGCGCGGUGCGUCCCAGCUGUGUGCCAGAUCAGCUCUACCUCUAGCCAUAUCAUUACGACCAUCAGCCUUACCAUCAUCGUCCCCAGCACAACCAGACACCACCGAAACAGUAUUAAUAGAACAACCUAUAGGAGAUUUUAAUAUUAGGUAUUAGAUUAAGAUUUUAUUUAUAUCAGUAAAACGUGUUGAACCAAUUUAAAUGCCAAAUUUAAAGUGACAAAUUGUGACAUUUAUGACAGCUGUCAAAUGUGACAGCUGUCACCAUUAACGUUUGACAUUUUAUAUAGAUAUGACGCAAGACCCAUCGUGUAAUAGUUCAUAACAAAGAUUAGUCACUCUACAAAUCUAAAUUAAUUUUGAAAAUAAAUCAGUUCUCAUAUAUUUUAUUUUAUUUUUAAUGGAAUAUUAAAAGUCUUGGUCGUAACUAUGUUGCAUGAUAGGGCUUGCGAUAUGUAAAACUGUUAUUUUAAAGAUAUUGUGUCAACAAACAGGAUGAAUUGAUUGUUAUAGAAAUAACUUUUGCGUUCCAACUUAAUAAUAACUAUGAAUGGAACUGUGUUUUAAAUACCAGCUUAAUGAAAAGUUUUUGAGAAAAACAAACAUAUUUCCAUUCAGACAGACCUCUGAACUAUAAAACUAAAUGGAAUCAACCUUCACAAAAUAAUGUAUAUUUUACUCAAUACAUCUUCAAUUCUGUUCUAAAAUAAACUCAGAAGUAUUUCUAGAAAGUUCCUUUCACUUAUUUAAUCCAAUACAUGUGUAAUUCUGAACAAAAGGUUUUUAUUUUCUAAUUGGACACUACUGCCAAGGUAAGGUAAAAGUAAUUGACGUAAAUGUAUUAGAUUUGAAGUCUGAUGUAAUUCUCUUUUGUAUCUAGAAUAUAAAACUGACACCUAAUUCUUUGGGAAUUUUCUUUAGUGCCAAAAUAAUGUAGUAUUUUUAUUCGUGUAAGGUGAACAAACAGUGAACUGUUUUUGUUGUAUUGUUGUGUAUGUAUUAUUAGAAUGUGCUACUGAUGUAUUAUUAAAUUUCAACUUGAGUAACCAAAUGCGCAGGAGAUAAUGUAGGGAACAAAUUUACAUGAAGUCACAACUUUUUAUUUCGGGAGAGGUGAGCAGAGGAAUACACAUACUUUUCACCAAGAACACUGCGGCUAAUAUAAUCUCAGAAAUUAUUGGUCCGAUUUGAAUAAUUCUUUUUGUAGUGGAUACUCCAUUAAUCGAGGAAGGUUACAGUCUAUAAAACAUCACGCUAUUAACAAUACGAGUCAACCAGAGCAGGUGAAACCGCGCCCGAGUCUCUAGUUUAAGAUACAAUUUUAAGACCCUGGUAGUUUUUUUUAAAUGCGUCUUAAGUAGACCCGUUUUUUCAAUAGACUUGUUUAUUUGGAUCUGAUUAAAAAAAGAGACAGACCUAAUGAAAUAGAAAAUUGAAUUACUACAAAUAUAUCAAAAUGAUAUUACUGUAUAUAUUUUUAAAUGUAACAAACAAAAUCAGUUAUUUGUAAAGCAUAUUUUUUCUACUUCGUCAAACACUAAUGAAAUAUCUAAACCGAUAUAAUUUCUAUACCUGAGACUAUUUUCUUUUUAUAACACCCAAUUUUGCGACGAAUAUAUUAGGUAUCUAUAAUACAUAUAAUAUUCCUUUUUGAAUAAACACAGUGAGGAAAUAGAUGUAAUGAAGUGAAUGGUACCUAUUUACAGUUUGAUAAAAAAUAUCAUAUUUGCCCUUAAUUUAUAAGCUGCAAGUAAUUUUCCUGGAUAAAGACCGAACUCAGUGGCGUGCCACUGGACGGUCCAUUGUUCAACAGUUGACGAGAACAGGUCAAUGAUGAAGUAACUUUUUCCCCCAGUUUUAUUGUGAUAACUAUUGGAAAUAAUAAGAAAAUUGAUUAUUUAAGAUAAUAUAGAAAUUGUUAAUAUUAUUGUGUCAUUUCUAAACCCAACAAGACUUUGUUUUGUUAAACUUUAAUCUAUCAAAAAUAGUGUCGAAUUUUAACCAAACAAAAAUAUUACAAUUACCAAAAUAAAUCCGUAAUUAUGCUAGCAAAGCAUUAUAAUUAUAAACCCAGCAAAUAUGCAUGAACUUGACCAAAAACUCAUAAAAGCCCGCCAUCCGUAUGAUUCGGUAAUAUGUUUUAAAUUAAAUUGGACGAGGUACGACGAAAAUUUCGAAUUACACAUCAUUUCUUUCGUCAUAGGCGGGAAAAUCCAUCUGUUUCUACGGAAAUUAAUUCUGAAUACGUAUUUGGUAUACACGAGUGCACAUCGAACUAUACAAAUCCAAUUUAUCAUGGCCUCGCGUUGUAUGAUUUUUCGGCACAUUCCAAGAUCAGUUUAUAUUGGUUAUGUAUAUCUUGAUGUUGUGUAUACAAGCCUAAAGUAUUUCGUUUCAGUAUUUUGCUUGUUACGUGCUUAAAUGGAUUUAAAGUGAAAAUAUUAAUAUUGAUUCAGUGGCAACUUGAGGAGAAUUUGUAAGUAGAUUUAUUGAAAUGUGUACUACUGUUGAUUGCGUAAGUGAAUCGUUCUUAUUACGUGAGCUGUAAGAUUGAUUUUUGUGUAACGAUUUCUUUGUAAUGUUUUCAAAUGCUGUUCAAGGUCCAUUAACUUCUCGUUUAUUUUAUGGAUAUAUAUGAAUAAAGCUAUGAAUCACUUAUUCGAUUCCGGAAAAAAAUCUAAUAAGUAUUCGCAAAAUUUCGUUUUUUUUUUUAUCUAAACAUUUCCAAUUGGUUUAGAAAUAUGCAUACAAGUUAAUAUGCAUAUAACUUAGUUAACAUUAACAUCAUUCCUAUUAAAAAUUGGUUUCAAAUAAAACCUUAACAAAUAAACUGAACAAUCCCAUCUGCUAACAAAACUAUCUAUAAAAAAUAGUAGCAACAAUUAACUUGACAGGACCUAAUGCGACAGUGGCGCCAUCCGAACGAAAACUCAUUCACAAAACCCAUAGUGCGGGGAAAUGCGCAAAACGAGAAACUAUCGAUAAAAAAAACUUCGUACGUAGAAGAAACAAAUUGUUCUUCAUUAACUUCUUUCACUGAGGCUAAAGUAUCGUUAAUAGCUUAAUUACCGUCGUUUUUCUUUUCCCCAGAGAUUAAUGGAUGGGUCACAACAAAACUUCUGUUAUGUUGUUGUUGUUUGACAUUUACUUUUUUUAAGACAAAAAGAAAGAAUACAAACAAAGUCUUUCUCGCCACUAGAGACGAAAUAAUUCAGUGUAAAAAAAGUUAAUUUCGUUCUAAUUUCUGCUUGAGAUGAGAAAAGAAAAUUGCGUUCAUUACUCAGUUACAUCUCAAAGAAUUACUGUAUGAAAAUUGUAUGCACGUGCUUGAAUAAAAAUUGUAUCUUAUAUUAACGGAAUAAGACUCUUUUGCGUUCGUAUCUUGUCAUACCUUAUUAUUCACAUAAUUUGAUUAAUUCAUUAACACAAAUAUUUUAUGUACUAGCUAUUUCCACACGGUUUCACCUGCUUUGUUAAGCCCCUAUUAGUUGUUGCGUGAUGUUUAGUAGCCUAUGUCCAUCCUCGAUUAUUGCGUUAUCAAACACAAAAUUUUUAUUCAAAUCGGACCAGCAGUUUCAGGGAUUAGCGCGUUCAAAAAAACAAACAAACUCUUCAGGCUUUAUAUAAUGGUAUAAGGUGUAUGCAAUAUGGUUGCAGUUUUGAACAAAAACUAGUCCCUCAAGAAACAACAUUGCACGAAUACCAAUAGCAAUUUACUCGCACCAUAGCAAUAUUUUUUGUCGUUUUUCAAAAACAAAUCGUAAAUUAUUCCUUGCACAACAUGCUUGAAGUUUAAUUACACCAUAAAUUUUGUUUAAAAGUGUUUUAAACUAAUUAAUUGCAUGAGUCUUAUCAUGCUAAUAUUUAUGUUUCAUUUUAUUAACAGCCUAUUAAGAGGUUCAUCACAUAAAGUGGGGUUUUGCAUUUAAAUUGGGCUAGUUCCAACUAUAGUAAGGACGUAACUACCGAAAGCAAAGUAUCCGAGUCGCAUCUCCAGUCAAGCUGUGUAUUUGGUUUUAAAAUUACAUAUUACAUGGGACUUAUAACACAAAUGGUGAAAAGUGGGUGUACAUUGUAUUACGGCAUUACAUACGUGCCGUAAUGUGCACCUCUGCCUACUACUUCGAGGAUAAAAAGACGUGAGUCUUUUUUGUCAAGAGGAGAAACCAUCCAAUGUUUUCUCAUGCCUAGGGUGAGGCGAAAAGGAGUGUUAGACUCUUACUGACUAAAAAUCACCCCGUUCCUACUCCUGCUUUUCAAGCCGGAGCCUCGGUUACCCUCUAGGUAGUCCGGAGCUCGUAAAUAACAUAUUGUGUAACAUAUUGCACUUAUAAUAUAACUGGAAUAAAUUGGUUAUUUUAUUGUACGAAUGUAAUCACCUCUGUUUACCCCUUCACGUUGGUGUGACGACGAUGUUGUAUUAUUUUGUUUUUCUACCCAAACCUAUAAACUACAAGUUCUCACGAGAUCAUAAUACACUCGGCGUCACAAAAAUCGCACCUCUUGGAAAAUUGUAAGUUUAAAACAUGUCCCGCCAGUAACGAAUACAUUACACAUUAUUAAUAUUGGUAUCAAUUGAAAGUACGUUUAACGACCUUUAAAUUAACAACAGUUAGAAUUCCUAAACACAACAGAUCUCAUCAGCACGUAACGUUAAAAAAAUGUUGUCAAAAUAUUCAGAAUGGGAUAACAUUCCUCAAGAGACUGUUGUCACAUUAAUUCGUCCAUGAGAGAAAGCAUGGAAGCAGUCAUCAGGGCUAGGGAGGGUAACACUAGGUUUUAAGUUGUUUAUUGCUGAUAAAAUAAAAUGUAACUUUUUAACCAUUUGCA
This is a messenger RNA of Spodoptera frugiperda (fall armyworm), 6913 nucleotides long. It is a transcript of the gene 5-HT2A, whose product is annotated as 5-hydroxytryptamine receptor 2B. Lineage: Eukaryota; Metazoa; Arthropoda; Insecta; Lepidoptera; Noctuidae. The record is from RefSeq and is a predicted model, not a curated record. Gene Ontology annotation, biological process: G protein-coupled receptor signaling pathway, coupled to cyclic nucleotide second messenger; chemical synaptic transmission; serotonin receptor signaling pathway. Gene Ontology annotation, molecular function: serotonin binding; neurotransmitter receptor activity; G protein-coupled serotonin receptor activity. Gene Ontology annotation, cellular component: dendrite; membrane.